Mya arenaria is the source of this 1611-nucleotide messenger RNA. Its product is annotated as mucin-1-like. The record is from RefSeq and is a predicted model, not a curated record. The coding region runs from base 1 to 1611 and encodes 536 amino acids. The transcript is spliced from 2 exons. NCBI's taxonomy places the organism in Eukaryota, Metazoa, Mollusca, Bivalvia, Myida, Myidae.
AUGGCGCGACACCAAACCACCGCCCCUCCCCUGAAGGGUGCGGUACGAAAUCGUCGACGCCCGUUCAUGGCGCGAAACCAAACCACCGUCCCUCCCCUGCAGGGUGCGGUACGAAACCGUCGACGCCCGUUCAUGGCGCGACACCAAAUCACCGCCCCUCCCGUGCAGGGUGCGGUACAAAACCAUCGACGCCCGUUAAUGGCGCGAAACCAAACCACCGCCCUUCCUCGGAAGGGUGCGUACAAAACCGUCGAUGCCCGUUAUAGCGCGACACCAAACCACCGCCCCUCCCCUGCAGGUUGCGGUACAAAACCGUCGACGCCCGUUAUAGCGCGACACCAAACCACCGCCGCUCCCCUGCAGGUUGCGGUACAAAACCGUCGACGCCUGCUGAUGGCGCGACACCAAACCACCGCCGCUCCCCUGCAGGGUGUGGUACCAAACCGUCGACGCCCGAUCAUGGCGCGACACCAAACAACCGCCGCUCCCGUGCAGGGUGCGGUACAAAACCGUCGACGCCCGUUAAUGGUGCGACACCAAACCACCGACCCUCCCGUGCAGGGUGCGGUACAAAACCGUCGACGCCCGUUCAUGGCGCGACACCAAACCACCGCCGCUCCCCUGCAGGUUGCGGUACAAAACCGUCGACGCCCGUUAAUGGCGAGACACCAAAACACAGCCGCUCCCCUGCAGGGUGCGGUACAAAACGGUCGACGCCCGUUCAUGGCGCGACACCAAACCACCGCCGCUCCUCUGCAGGGUGCAGUACAAAACCGUCGACGACCGUUAAUGGCGAGACACCAAACCACUGCCGCUCCCCUGCAGGGGUGCGGUACAAAACCGUUGACGCCCGUUCAUGGUGCGACACCAAACCACCGCCGCUCCCCUGCAGGGUGCGGUGCAAAACCGUCGACGUCUGCUGAUGGCGAGACACCAAACCACCGCCCCUCCAGUGCAGGAUGCGGUACAAAACCGUCGACGCCUGUUAAUGGCGAGACACCAAACCACCGCCGCUCCCCUGCAGGGUGUGGUACCAAACCGUCGACCCCCGUUAAUGGCAAGACACCAAACCACUGCCGCUCCCCUGCAGGGUGCGGUACAAAACUGUCGACGCCCGUUCAUGGAGCGACACCAAACCACCGCCCCUCCCCUGCAGGGUGCGGUACAAAACCGUCGACGCCCGUUAAUGGCGAGACACCAAAACACAGCCGCUCCCCUGCAGGGUGCGGUAUAAAACCGUCGACGCCCGUUCAUGGUGCGACAACAAACCACCGCCGCUCCCCUGCAGGGUGCAGUACAAAACCGUCGACGCCCGUUAAUGGCGCGACACCAAACCACCGCCCCUCCCCUGCAGGGUGCAGUACAAAACCGUCGACGCCCGUUCAUGGCGCGGCAUCAAACCACCACCUCUCCCCUGCAGGGUGCGGCACAAAACCGUCGACGCCCGUUCAUGGCGAGACACCAAACCACCGCCCCUCCCCUGCAGGGUGUGAUACAAAACUGUCGACGCCCGUUCAUGGCGCGACACCAAACUACCACCCCUCCCGUGCAGGGUGCGGUACAAAACCGUUGACGCCCGAUCAUGGUGAGACACCAAACCACCGGAUUUGA